Molecule: messenger RNA, 1116 nt
Organism: Penicillium atrosanguineum
Lineage: Eukaryota; Fungi; Ascomycota; Eurotiomycetes; Eurotiales; Aspergillaceae
Product: TauD/TfdA dioxygenase family protein
Exons: 2
Coding region: 1-1116 (371 amino acids)
Cellular component (GO): cytoplasm
Molecular function (GO): 2-oxoglutarate-dependent dioxygenase activity
Source: RefSeq, a predicted model, not a curated record
AUGCCCUCCUCUGCCCCCCUAAUCCGCAAACCCAAUGCCCACAAGGCCGAGAUCCCCAUUAGCUACGACAUCAAUAUCCCCUAUGUUGACGUCGACAAGCAAUCCAAAAUCAAUACCCCAUACCCCCAGUACCUCCCCAACUGGGACCCAAUCUGGUUCGAGCCCCUUCAACCGUUCGAUUACUCCGACCCAGCUCUGCGCGUAAAGGACCGCUCCAAGCGCAAUCUCCUCUCCCCCGGCUCCAAAAUCAACCACAUCCAGCCCUCUAUCGGCUCAGUCGUUGAAGGCGUGCAGCUAAACACCCUCUCCGACUCAGCCAAGGAUGAACUUGCCCUCCUCAUUUCCGAGCGCAAAGUCGUCGCCUUCCCAGAUCAGGAUCUCAUCGAUGCUGGUCCCGAUGAACAGGAACGCUUCAUGCGUCACUUCGGUAAACCUAAUUACCAGCCUGUUUCGGGCUCUGUUCGCAAUCACCCCGCUUUCCACGUUAUUCACCGUGAUGGAAACAGAGAGGAAAUCGAACGCUUCCUCUCCCAGCGCACCACUACCACCCUCUGGCACCAGGAUGUCUCCUACGAGAUCCAUCCUCCAGGCUACGUCAUGCUAGGCCUCCUGCAGGGUCCCGAUGUCGGCGGUGACACUGUCUUCGCCGCUACGGAUAUGGCGUAUAAACGCCUUAGUCCGACGCUUCAGUCGUUCCUGGAUACGCUGAAGGUCGUGCAUAGCUCUGCCAAGAUGAUUAACCAUACCCGACUCACUGGGGGCUUGGUUAGAAAGGAUCCUGUUGACACUGUGCACCCGUUGAUCCGUGUGCAUCCUGUAACCGGAGAGAAAUGUCUGUUUCUGAAUGCGGAAUUCAUUACUCGUAUUCAGGGUAUGAAGGAGCCUGAGACUAAGUGGAUGACGGAUUUCUUGAUGAAUCAUAUCGUCACCGGUCAUGAUUUCCAGGCUAGAGUUAGGUGGCAGCCAAGGACUAUUGUCAUGUUUGAUAAUCGGUCGACUACUCACUCCGCUAUUGUUGAUUACCUGGAUGAAGAAUAUGGUGCCAAGGCUCGGCAUAUCUUCCGGCUUAUUGCGCUCGGCGAGAAGCCUAUUCCUGUGUACGACGAGUUUGAGUAA